AUGGAGGUAAGUACUAUAGGCAGCAACAGCAGCAGCAGCAGCAGCAGCAACAGCAGCAGCAGCAGCAACAGAGGGGAGGAGGGGAGAAGCAGCAGACAUCAUGAACAUAAUUCAUCUAGGCAUUCAUUAGUAGAUGAACAAGAUAACAGUGCAGCAGCAGCAGCAGCAGCAGCAGCAGCAACUGAUGCUGCUGCAACAGGAACAGCAGCAGCAACUGAUGCUGCUGCUGCAGGAACAGCAGCAGCAGCGGCUGCACCUCCUGCUGCUGCUGCUGCUGAUGAGGAUGCAGAUCCUCCUCCUAUUGUAAUUCAUAUUCCUACAGAAGACACCAACAAUGGUGCUGCUGCUGCUGCUGCUGCUGCUGCUGCUGCACCGACAAACGGUGCAGCAGCACAUGAAGCAGCAGCAGCAGCAAAUGAUGCAGCAGCAACAGCACAUGAUGCAGCAACAACAGCAGCACAUGAUGCAGCAACAACAGCAGCACAUGAUGCAGCAGCAGCAACACACGAUGCAACAGCAGCAACACACGAAGCAGCAGCAGCAACAGCUGCAGAUGCAGCUACCAAUGGUGAUGAAAAGGCUCCAGUUGCUGCUGCUGCUGCUCCUGCUCCUGCUCCUUCUGCGCCUGAUCCUGCUGCUCCUGCUGCUGCUGCACCUGCAGCAGGCAGCAGCACUUCCGGGGACGUUGUUGUGCCUAUAGUGUCAUCUGCUGUUCCUCCAGCAGCAGCAGCAGCAAGAGAAGAAGAGGCAGCAGGAGAAGCAGCAGCAGCAGGAGAAGCAGCAGCAGCAAGAGAUGCUGCAGAUGCAAAACAACAAUCAACAGCAACAGCUGCAGAAGCAGCAAAAGAAGAAGCAGCAGCAGCAAACGGUGCAGCAGCAGCAGCAAAUGAUGCAGCAGCAGCAGCAAAAAAGGAGGCAGCAGCAAUAGAAGAAGAAGAAAAAGGAGCAGCAAAAGAGGCAAAAGAAGUAGCAGCAGCAGCAAAAGAUGCUGUAGAUAAAGAAACAGCAGCAACAGCAGCAACACAAAAAGCAGCAAGAGCAGCAGCUGCAACAGAAGCAGCAGCAGCAGCAGCAGCAGCAGCACAAGAACAAUUAACAACUACAACUGUCUGUACACCCGACGCAUGCAUUACAUUAUCUUCAGAAGACCCAACAAUGAAAACUGAUGCAGCAGCAGCAGCAGCAACAGCAGCAGCAGCAGCAGCAGCAGCAGCAACAGCAGCAGCAGCAGCAAAUAAUGAUUCACCUGUUUGA
This is a messenger RNA of Eimeria maxima, 1254 nucleotides long. RefSeq lists its product as hypothetical. The transcript is spliced from 2 exons. The coding region runs from base 1 to 1254 and encodes 417 amino acids. The record is from RefSeq and is a predicted model, not a curated record. NCBI's taxonomy places the organism in Eukaryota, Apicomplexa, Conoidasida, Eucoccidiorida, Eimeriidae.